CCCUCGGCUGCCCGCCGGUGCCGGCGGAGGCGGGCGGGGCGGGCCGGGGCGGAGCGGAGCGGGCCGGGCCCGUUCGCAUCCUUUCGCCCCGCCGAGAGAGCGGGAGCCGCCGGGCUGCCCAGCUAGGCCGGCCGUCGGCAGCCCCGGAGCCGCGGGAGCCACCUGCCCGGCCCCGCCGUCCCGCCGCCGAUGGCACCGCGCUGCCGCCGCCAAGGAGGAAGGUGCUGACGGUGCUCUGAGGCUCCGGGGUGUGCUGCCCACGGGCUCAGCAGGAUGAUGCCAGCCAGCCGAGAGCUCCCCAUGUCCCCUGCGGGGACAAUGUGACCAAGCAGCCGGCCCGGACCUGUGGCACCGAGCCCGGCACGGUGGGUGCAGCGGCUCGUGGCCCCACCGAGUGGGCUCUGCCACACGAAGAUGAGCGAUGGCGGGUGGAUCUCGCUCAGCCCUGCUGAGUUUGCCCAGCUCCAGCAGUACACAGACUACUCCACCAAGAAGCUCAAGGACGUCCUGGAGGAGUUCCACGGGGACGGCGUCCUCUCGAGGUACAACCCUGAACAGCCCAUUGACUAUGAGGGCUUUUGCCUCUUCAUGAAGACCUACCUGGAGGUGGAUGUACCUGAGGAGCUUUGCCAACACCUCUUCACCUCCUUCAGGCGUAAGAUAUGCCAAGCCUCCCCCGAGACUCAGCGCCAGAGCCCCGGUGUCUCGCAGCUCAGCACCCUCGGGAUCAAUGGGAAAACACUUCUAAGUGCCCUGGGACGACACACUCCUGAGCCCAAGAGCUGCCACAGCAAUGCAGCUGAGCUGCAGCCAGCAUCCCUCACCCCUGCAUCGAUCCCCAACGCUUCCCCCAGCUGGUCCAGGUCAUCCUCCCAGAAGUCCACCACCGGCACCCCUUCUGCUCACAACUCCUCAGGCUCUUCAAAGAUCUCUGGGUCCCUGCUCGGCCCUCAGUCGCCAGGCACGAGGAGUGUGGAGAAGAGGUUACCUUUCAGCCUGCGGAAGAGCCACAGCUCCCUGAAAGCCACCCCGCCACUGCCCCCCAUCCCCCUGGCCCAGGUGGUCCACCUGAAGGACAUUGUCUGCUACCUGUCCCUGCUGGAGAGGGGACGGGCAGAGGACAAGCUGGAGUUUAUGUUUCGCCUCUAUGAUACUGAUGGAAAUGGCCUCCUGGACAGCUCGGAGCUGGAUCGUAUCAUUAACCAGAUGGUGCACGUGGCCGAGUACCUGGAGUGGGACUCCACGGAGCUGAAGCCGAUCUUGAAGGCAAUGAUGGAGGAGAUCGACUACGACCACGAUGGGACUGUGACACUGGAGGAGUGGAUCCGGGGCGGCAUGACCACCAUCCCCUUGCUGGUUCUCCUGGGAAUGGAGACGAACGUGAAGGACGAUGGGCAGCAUGCCUGGAGGCUGAAGCACUUCAAGAAACCCGCCUACUGCAACUUCUGCCGCACCAUGCUGCUGGGGGUCCGCAAGCAGGGCCUCUGCUGCUCCUUCUGCAAAUACACCGUCCAUGAGAGGUGUGUGUCCAAAGAUAUUGCCUCCUGCAUCAGCACCUACGUGAAAUCCAAGAGAAAUGCGAGCGUGAUGCAGCACACCUGGAUCGAGGGCAAUUCCCCUGUCAAGUGCGACAGGUGCCAUAAGAGCAUCAAGUGCUACCAGGGCAUCACUGGCCUGCACUGCGUCUGGUGCCAAGUCACCCUCCACAACAAAUGUGCCUCCCAUGUGAAGCCAGAGUGUGAUGGGGGCCCGCUGCGGGAUCACAUCUUGCUGCCUUCCUACAUCUGCCCCGUUGUCCUGGACAGGCAGUCCCACUGCCGGAGAUCAGAGAGCGACUCCCCCGCCAGCACCAGCCCUGAGGACAGCCAGGGCUUCAAGUUCAACUCCAUGACGGUGGAUGGGCAAGGACUGCAGAUCAGCCCACGGCCUGGGACGCACCCCCUCCUGGUGCUUGUGAACCCCAAGAGUGGAGGAAGGCAAGGGGAGCGGGUCCUUCGGAAAUUUCACUACCUGCUCAACCCACGCCAAGUGUACAACCUGGACCGUGGUGGGCCGGCGCCGGGGCUGAGCUUCUUUCGGGACACUCCAGAUUUCCGCGUCCUGGCCUGCGGAGGGGACGGCACAGUGGGCUGGAUCCUGGACUGCAUAGACAAGGCGAACUUGGUGAAGCACCCGCCGGUGGCUGUCCUGCCUCUGGGAACAGGCAAUGACCUGGCCCGGUGCCUGCGAUGGGGAGGAGGCUAUGAAGGAGGCAACCUGAUGAAGGUCCUGAAAGAUAUUGAGCACAGCACAGAGGUGAUGCUGGACCGCUGGCAGAUAGAUGUCAUUCCUAGUGAUAGAGAGACCAAUGGGGACCCCGUCCCAUCCACCAUCAUCAACAACUACUUCUCCAUCGGGGUGGAUGCCUCCAUUGCUCACCGUUUCCACAUAAUGCGAGAAAAGCACCCCGAGAAGUUCAACAGCAGGAUGAAGAACAAGCUGUGGUACUUCGAAUUUGGGACAUCAGAGACCUUUGCGGCCACCUGCAAGAAGCUCCAUGACUACGUUGAGGUGGAGUGCGAUGGGACCCUGCUAGACCUGAGCAACGCGUCCCUGGAGGGCAUCGCCGUCCUCAACAUCCCCAGCAUGUACGGAGGCUCCAACCUCUGGGGCGAGACCAAGAAGCAGCGUGGUUACAGCAGGCUGGGCAAGAAAGCACCGGAGAAGCAGCAUGCCACGGUGGUCACUGAUGCCAAGGAGCUCAAGUUCUGCGUGCAGGACCUCAGCGACCACCUCCUGGAGGUGGUGGGGCUAGAGGGUGCGAUGGAGAUGGGGCAGAUCUACACGGGGCUGAAGAGUGCUGGGAAGAGACUGGCCCAGUGUUCAUCCGUCACCAUCAGGACAUCCAAACUGCUGCCCAUGCAGGUGGACGGGGAGCCCUGGAUGCAGCCGUCCUGCACUGUCAAAAUUACACAUAAAAGCCAAGUGCCGAUGCUGCUGGGCCCCCCUCAGAAAAGCAGCUUCUUUUUCCUGAAGAGGAGAAACCGAACCCGAGAUUAAGCAGUGUGUGAGGAGCUGCGGCCCAGACCGGACAGCCGCCCGCUGUGGGGUAUCCCCAAAUCCCCACUCUGUGGCAGGGAGAGGAAACACCCCCCUAGCCCAGCGAGGAUGAUUUGUCCUGGGCAGGUCUCAGAGACUCCUUCGCAAGCACCACAAGCUCUGGGCAAAGGCCGGCAGACAAGUGGGAGUGUUCCCUGGAGCAGCACUAGGACUGGCUUUUUUUUCCCUUUAUUUAAGUAACCCCCGCCCACCCCGGCAGAGCUGCAAAUGAAUGUGCUCCUAGGAAAAUGCCAAGCUUCACUUAUUUAUUUUUAAUCCUCUUGAAGGACA
Molecule: messenger RNA, 3369 nt
Organism: Falco peregrinus (peregrine falcon)
Lineage: Eukaryota; Metazoa; Chordata; Aves; Falconiformes; Falconidae
Product: diacylglycerol kinase beta-like
Exons: 25
Coding region: 415-3039 (874 amino acids)
Biological process (GO): diacylglycerol metabolic process; lipid phosphorylation; intracellular signal transduction
Cellular component (GO): plasma membrane
Molecular function (GO): calcium ion binding; ATP-dependent diacylglycerol kinase activity
Source: RefSeq, a predicted model, not a curated record